Molecule: messenger RNA, 6919 nt
Organism: Ruditapes philippinarum (Manila clam)
Lineage: Eukaryota; Metazoa; Mollusca; Bivalvia; Venerida; Veneridae
Product: tubulin polyglutamylase ttll6-like
Exons: 24
Coding region: 367-4149 (1260 amino acids)
Biological process (GO): microtubule cytoskeleton organization; protein polyglutamylation
Cellular component (GO): cilium
Molecular function (GO): tubulin binding; tubulin-glutamic acid ligase activity
Source: RefSeq, a predicted model, not a curated record
AUCUUUAAACAACAUGGCGGAUCAACGUCGAUGUUAGGACACUUACAUUUACAAUUUAGGUUUAAUCUGUUUAAGAAAGAUUCUGAGAUUGUAUGAGCUUAGGAUAUUUAACGAUUUUUGACGUAAGGUCUGACCUUUUUAACAAUUCAAUAGUGGAAGAAAAGACAAAAGAGAAUUUAAGAAUGUCACAGACUUACAUACAGCCAGAUUCCUGACAUCUACUUCAAACAAAAUUCUUGCAGCUAGUUUAAUAUUUAUCACCAAAAAAAAAAAGAGAAAAAAGUCUGAAACACUCAAAAUGAUGAUGUUGUAAAGGAGACAUGAUUACAUGAUCAAAUAAAAAGGGUUAGUGGGAAAGAUCAUAAAAUGGAUUCCGAUGGAAUUUACGAGGAAACAUACGAAGAUGAAUACGCUGAUGAUGAGAUGCCGGAUGAUAAUGAAGAUGCCGUCGUGUUAAGCGAUAGUUCAGACUCGGAGGAAAGCGAACCAGAAGACUCGGGAUUUAGUAACAAUGAAAAUGGUGGUUCACAAGAGUUGACGUUACUAGACGAGGGGCCAUCAGUGUUGAUACAGCCAUCAAUACUUGAUGACGAGGAUGAAGGGGAAGACGAUGAAGGAACUUCUUUAAGUAUGCCACAAUCCAUACAUUUGCCUCCCCUUGAUUUGCUGGCAGACGUCACUGCAGAAGCUCGUUUGAUGAUGUCAUCCAAAGAUACUGGUAUCAGUACACAAGCCGAGGAAGAAGGCGAGGGUGAAUGGGACGAUGAUGCUGUCACAACUGAGUCAUCUAAAGAUCUCAUAAUAGAACAAGAAGAUAAAAAGGAAAUAGAAAAGAAAAUACCAAAGAAAAAGAAGAAAAAGAAAAAAUGGUUCUACAUAUGUCUUUCAAACUGUAAAUAUGAUGUUGUUCGUAAAGUGUCACGCAAGUUUGGUUUUAAAGAAGUCUCAGAUGAUGACGACUGGACACUUUACUGGACAGAUUAUUCUGUGGCCCUGGAACGGGUCAUGGAUAUGAAAAAAUACCAGAAAAUCAAUCAUUUUCCUGGAAUGAGUGAAAUUUGUAGGAAGGACUUAUUAGCUAGGAAUAUGAACCGAAUGUUAAAGAUGUUUCCAAAAGAAUACAAUGUCUUCCCUAAAACAUGGUGCCUUCCUGCAGAUUAUGGAGAUUUCCAAGCAUACUGUCGACAGAAGAAAAACAAAACAUAUAUAUUAAAGCCAGAGUCCGGUUGCCAAGGUCGUGGUAUCUGGGUCACGAAAAAUCCAAAAGAUGUUAAACCACAUGAACAUAUGAUCUGUCAACAUUACAUGUCUAGGCCUUUACUAAUUGAUGGUUUCAAAUUUGACUUGAGGAUCUACACCCUGGUGACUUCUUGUGACCCACUUAGAAUAUUUGUGUUCAAAGAUGGUCUAGCUAGAUUUGCUACCAACAAAUACACAGAACCUACUCAUAGCAAUGUAGACAAUGUUUACAUGCAUCUCACAAACUAUGCUAUAAAUAAACAUAGUGAGGAUUUUAUUCGUGAUGAUGAAGCCGGCAGUAAGCGUAGGAUUAGUACAACUAAUAGAUACAUGGCAAAGAAAGGGUACGAUGUAGAUAAAAUGUGGGCUGAUAUAGACGAUGUGAUAAUAAAAACACUUAUCUCGGCUCAUUCUGUGUUAAAACAUAACUACCGCACAUGUUUUCCUAAUCAUGUUAAAGGAAGUGCUUGUUUUGAAAUUCUUGGAUUUGAUGUGAUUCUAGAUCGGAAACUACGGCCAUACGUAAUUGAGGUCAAUCACUCACCAAGUUUUGGCACAGACUCGGAACUGGAUCGGGAAAUCAAGGGUGCUCUAGUUUAUGACACAUUACAGCUAGUUAAUUUUGGUGCUUGUGAUAGACGGAAAUGUAUAGAGGAAGAAAGACGUAGGAUCAAAGAUAGGCUACUUGGCAAGUCAAAUAGGAAAGAAUCUAGGGAAGAAUUAGAUCUUGCUCAACAACAAUAUAUAGAAUCUCUUGAUAAAUAUGAGAGUAAUCACUUAGGUAACUUUCGUCGUAUUUAUCCUAAUCCUGGCUCGGAGAAGUAUGAGAAAUUCUUCCACAGUAGCGGAACUUUAUUCCAGGAGACAGCAGCUUUCAAAGCCAGGAGUGAACUUGCCAGACAACAAAGAGAAGAAAUCUCUCGUAAAAAGGAGAAAUUGGAGGCGAUGUUGAAAGGGAAGAAGAGCACAACUGGUGUAGCUAGGCCAGAGAGUCCAGGAAGUAGAAGAAGGAGGUCAUUACGCAGAACAACAAUGCCAGCAAGAAGAAUACAGUCAAGUUCUAGAACAAGCUUAGAUAUGUUGAGUAAUGAAUCGUCACAGUUACAAAUCAAUAUAGAUGAACCAGUAGACACGAAAAAACCAAUGGAUAUUUUAGAGGAAGAGGAACUGGAGCGUAUAAGUGGUCUUCUACAAAGAGAUAACCUUGUAAGGGGGUUGGGCAUUGUGGAACAUGUGUACCGCCUACUUCAUUGUACACCAGGUACAAUGGGUGUGUUAAAGUCAGAGCCACGCCCACUUCCUCCACCACUGGUCGUUAUCAGGCAAUAUAGCAGUUUAAAAAUUCAAGAGUUGCCUCCCUUACUGACUGAUUUUAACUAUGGGUAUAUUUACAACUUUCCGAACGUAAAACACAAUAUUCGGAGGCUAGCCUUGAGAAAUCUUGGCAGUCCUCAGGAAAAUCAAAGAUGGCUGUACACAAAUCGGCAGAUGGACUCGUGCCUUUCUGGACGACAAGCUCCUAUUCGUAUAAAGGACAAACAGUACUAUAAAAAGCUUCUUGAUCGAUAUUUCGGUCACAAUCAUGCAUUAGCAAAUGAGAACAAUUCUCGUUUAGACAAAACCAUAUAUAGGUCAAAUCGUAACUUUGCCGGUCGUGGUAUUAAUAAUAAGGAAGAUCUAAACCGUCAGUUUCCGCAUGUGAGACUGUCAUACAGCAGUAGUGAUAGAAAAGUGUUGCUCACUCAUGAGCCCUAUAUACUGGAAGGCUCUGAUACCGAGGAAGUUUUUGAACUGGAGACAGAACAGGAUUGUUCCGGUCAGCGUGUAGAUAGCCAGAUUAGUGUAGGUGCCGGUAGUUACACGUUGCAACCGGAUCGCAGUGUAACAUCUGUUAUGUCCGGCCUUUCAAAUGGCAGUGGUCAGACCGGCACCUAUGGUUUGAUCAACGAUCUUGGCGGUCUAUCGCAGCCGAAUCAAAUCGGCUCCAAUAGCUCUACAAGUUCUCUUUCAAUGACCUCACAAGCUUCGUUGCACACGCACUCAAACACUCACACCACAACUAACAUCUGUCUGUACCCACCCCCAAACCCACUAGCUAAGCCCAUUUUACCGGCUACGACCGGUUUGUCAAAAAUUGUACAAAUUUCAAACAAUACUGUCUCCACAUCUCAGCCUGGGCAUGGUGGUCGCAGUUGGACGCACAAGUCAAGUACCGCUGGGAACCUUGGUAGUGUCAAUGAAAGAACGGUUCCUUCUUACCAGAGAAACAAGUUUAUUCGUAAGCCCCUUGGUAGCACCGGAAGGGUAGGUGGUCCAAGUACGGUGAUACCCGAUUCUGAAUAUAGGAAUUUGUCAUCAUUACUUGAAACUGAGGCUGAACGAAACCGGAUUCUUGCAAGAAAUGGUUUUACAAGUAACAGUUCAACGGAUAAUCGUCCUGACUCAAUAACGCCAAAUUCAAAUCAAAAGAGAGUACUAAGUGCCUCUGGUCAACGUAAGGAUAAUGAUGGUAUUACUACUCAGCCACAGAUUAAGACAAAAUAUGUGAGUGAGGCAACUGGUUACCGAACAGCACACCAAUCAAACCCACUCUGGCAGUACCAUCUUAUCGGAGGGCAGGACCUGCAACGGUAUCCUUCCCAGCACGGCCCAGGGCUGUCUGUAGUAUCAGGUCCAGCCCCAGUUAUACAGCGACCUGACCUUUGUCACCCAUCAACAAAUAAUCCACCAUCAUCAAAUAGUAGCAUUAGUCGAGUUAGUUCCCAUCACUCAAGUUCAAAUCUGUCUGAGGCAGCUUCGAAUGUUUCUGGUCUUAGAUCGACCAGAUCUCAAAGAAUACGUGGCGCCUCCAACAAUAUCCGUCUUCGCCAAAUGGAAAUGCGCGAAAACCAUGCCGUUGUUUUCAGCUGAUAGUAAAAUUACCACUCAUUAGAGGUGACAAUUUAUGAUAAAAAAUACAAUUAGAACAUUGAGAUUGCAAAAUGAAUAUUUGAAACAAAACUGACAAGGAUUUGACAUUGCAUGUUGUGCCAAUGUGAUUAUAUUCCAGUUGCCAAACAAAAAAUACAAAAACAGUUGCCAAGUGAUUAACAGUGAGCUGAAAAAAAUUAAUAUAUUCCACAUGAACUUGCUUGUUGGUCAGCGUGGCAGUUAUAUCGUUGUCAAAUUUGUUGCUUGUUUUGCGUGACUCGUGAUAUUAUAAUAUUCAUCUAUGCAAGUGUUUACAAUUUGUAAUUGGUAGGAAGAUAACAGAUAUUUCAUUUAUUCAGUAUGUAUAGAGUUUGUGUCGAUAGAAAGUCGGUAUUGGACGAUACUUUUUGGAAUAGAGGAUGAUCAUGUUGAAAAGGGGGACAAAUUAAAUAAAAAAAAGUGUGAUACAUUCAGGGAUGUAAAGCUUAUAAUUUGUUGAAAUGUCACUUUUUGAACUUAACAUUUUGAGAUAUGCGAGGACUGGAAUUCAGACAGAAAAUUCCAGUUGAUGUUAGAAUACAAAUACAAUAGUUAAAUUUAAUUUAACUUUUAUAGUAUUUCACCUGUUGUGAUGAAUUUGUGCAUAUAUCCAUUUAUUCAGAAACAAAGUAUUACCUGUCAAAUAAGUAAAAGAAGAGCAUUUAAUUUCAAAAUUGCCCUUUUGUUUGAAUAUUUAACAUUUGGAUAUUCUGUAAGCCUCUUUUAUACUCUAAAUGAAUUAAAGAAGGGCGUUUGUAUGAUGUACAUAUAAGACAUUAUACUGGUUUCAAUCCAAUAUGUAAUCUUAAGAUACCCUUAGUGCUGAGCUAGAAAUUUUUUUACUACAUGGAAAACACAAUGAAGUAUGAAAUAAAAAAAGUAGGACCAUUUCUUGACACAAUUGUAACAAUAUUAAGUACAAUGUAAUUCGGUUGGGCUUGAAAAAAGUUAAUAAGUCUGACAGAAAGAUUGAAAAUAAACAUGAGCUGAACGAUUUGCCAACAUCAGCUUUUAAUAUACAAUUUUACCUUCAAUUUACUUCAAUUCUCUAUUACAGUUAAAUAUUUUACCAAAUUUUACAUGUACAACAUUGUAAUUUAAUUGUUUUGUAUAUUGUCUCAAUCUUAAUGUAUUUCUUGACUCCUAGAUUAUAUUGGCUAUACGUUUUAUUGGCUCCAAUAUUGUAUGUGCAGAUAUCGAAUGUAAAUCAAAACUUCAUAGCAAGUUGUAUACAAACAUAUUGUAUUAAUGUAAUAUUUCUGUGAUUGAAGGAGUACCUCAACUGUGAUAAAUAUGCGUUGUUCUGUUAACAUUUUAUAUUAUAUGUGUGAUUACAACGUUACUUAUUAUUUGUUAAGUUUAAAGUUUGAUUACAAGUAGCAUGAAUUAUUGAGUGAUUCUUUUUUAAAUAUGUUUGUAUUUUCUUCCCUAUUUUGAAGAAGAUAACGAAACAAAUUUUUAUUCUCUUUUAUGGAAGAUAAGAGUAGUAUUGAAUUACAUGAUGUAUUAAGAAACCUGGUAACUGAUAAACCACUCUACUGUCUAGGUAGCUGAUUUUUAGUAAUAAAGUUGUUUUUUAAUUUGGAUACAAUUAUGUUUCAUUGAACUUUUAAAUUUUAUAGAGUUGGUUUAGAGUAAACAUAUUUCUAUUUUUAUAAUGUUAGCAUUAAUUUAACCGAAAUUCAGUAUUAAAGCUUUUGGAAGGUUGUGUUACAAAAUUAGUAUUCUUUUGUGUUUUCACCUUUUGUCUGUCUAUGAGGCACCUAAGGACUGUAUAAAUAAAGAAUAGAUAAUUGAACACUGCCGUUCCCAUUUUUGUACUUUUCUUGCAAGACUUUCAACAGUACAAAAUUGCACAAUGAUAAUAUUUAAACAUUUUAUGUCCAUGCCUGUUAUUUGAAUAUAAAUAUAUGUCCUUAUUUAAUGUCCUUAUUUAUUCAUACUAUGUGACCAUUGAUGCCAGAGCUUAAGUGGCAGACUAACCAUUAUUCCAAAUAUUGCCUACACUAGAAAAAAACAUAAUUAGCUGUAAACAUCAGUGUUUAGUGAAUUUUGUGAUAGCAUAAACUGAAUUUCUACUAAAAUUCAAUGGCACAUCUACAAUAAUAACCAAGUCUACUUUUUUUGGUCUCUACCUUUAAUUAAAUAAAAAAAGUAUGGCACUGCCAAAGUGAUAUUUUAUCAACAUGUGUUAACAUACUACGGGGGAAAAGAGUUUCUUUGCGAUCAGGCCGUUUAAGCAAGUCCUUGUCUUGUGCGCUCAUUUAUUAAAUUAUUAUUUGAAAACAUUUCUUCAGCCCUAUGUAUUUAAAAAUGGACAUUAUGAGCGAAUCUAAGUAAUAAUUCCAAUAUUGAUUCUGUUGUAUCAGUUUAAAAUAUUGAAUAUUUAUGUUUAUAAGCAUAAGAACCAUUACCUGCAAAAUAACUGAGAUGUCUUUUUUCAUUUGGUAAUUAGGCAGUAUAAAAUUCUUAUUUUUUUUAUUUUUUUUAUUUAUUUUUUAAUUAAGUGCACACUAUACUAAUAUAUUAAAAUGUUUUAGUCUCAUUUUAUCAUAAUUGUAGGAAAACAUUUGAAUGUUAUUAUUUUAGUCCCAUCUCAAUCCUAGCAAAGUGCCAAUAUAUUAUUUCCAUGCAAAUUUUGAUGUUAUUGGUGAAUUGUGUAUAGAAUGAAACUAUAUUUUAUUGUAUAUGAAGUCAUUGAAAUGCACUUAAAAAUAAAAAUCACAAUACA